Messenger RNA from Stylophora pistillata, 1914 nucleotides. Its product is annotated as coiled-coil domain-containing protein 42 homolog. The record is from RefSeq and is a predicted model, not a curated record. NCBI's taxonomy places the organism in Eukaryota, Metazoa, Cnidaria, Anthozoa, Scleractinia, Pocilloporidae.
AUGUAGAAUGCAACAUCGUGGAACGCCAUCGGAAGUACAGCUGUGCAAACGUUUUAACUGAAACGUUUAGAAAAUUUUAUUUCCUUUCUUUCUUUUCGACGACGCUGGAUACGUUUAACAGACAAACAUGUCCGCGGAAGGAUCAUACAGGCUUGAACUAGAACCGCAGAAAAAGAACGUGUUUGUGACACAGUUGCGAGACGACGAGGAAGAUGACGCCGAGAUUCGCAAAUUUGCCGUUGUUGAAGAGUCAGCAAGCAAGUUGCUUGACACAGGCCUCAACACAGUGCAGUCGACUCUAUUACUCAAGAAACAGGUUGAAGUUGAAAAGGUUCAAGAAGAUUUGGAUAUCAAAAGGCGUCAGUUUGCAGAACGCAUGGCUGCAUGUAAGGCAAAAGAGGAAGCACUUAAAAAGAAACAAGCUCAGAUUCGUGAAAGAGUUGGAAAGUUUGAGAAGUUUAUAGAAGAAAAUGAUGCUAAAAGAAGGCGAGCAAUACAGAAGUAUCAAACAGAGUUUAAACUUAAAACUCAAAAAAAUAGGGAGCUUGAUGUUUUGUCAACUGAAUUAGAGCAGCUGAAAACAAGAAAAGAAGGUCUGAUGGAAAAGCUGGCAAAAUACUCAGUGUAUGAAAAAUUUCUAAUGAAAGUCCUUGAUCAGUUACCAGAAGACUACCUUGAGGCAAAUGACACCAUGUUGAUGGGAAUCAUGAUGAGGUUUAGAACACUAAGUGCGACUAAUCAAUCACUGGUACAGAUGUUAGGGGACACUUCAGAUCAGGUUGAAGCUGAACAGCAGAAGCUACAAGACAUGAAUCAAGAACACACUCAAAACUUAUUGCUUAUGAACAGUGAACUAGCAUCUCUUCAAGAAAAACUAGAGGAAACUUUGCAAAGAAAGGAGAAAAUCGAUCAGUUCUUAAUCAGUAGUAAAGGCGUCUUUAGACAACAGAGUGAAAUGCUCGGCUGCAUUAGACUUGCAAUCGACAACAUCGCAGAAAAGUGUCAAAGACUGCGAGGGACGCCGGUAGAGAAACUCGAUGUCGAUUCGAAGCUGAAAGUAAUUCAGGAACACAUCGUAGAGCACACUGACAUCCUCAAGCUGGCGAAACUCCCAGAAUCCGCGGCAGCCUCUGAAGGACUUCAACCCAGUCCAUCAAGCAUCCUCAAGAACAGAAUAUCCCGGCAUGCACUGAUAGACUCGCCAUUUAAGUCUAGUCCGUCCAGAGGUCUUAAGAACGUGCAGAUGGCGCUGAGAUUCGCUGCUGAUGUCAAGCAAUCGUAGCUGUAAUUGAAGUGGUGCAGAGAAGUCUCCACUUGAGCAGCAACUGAGAAUGUGAAUUGUUCUUAGGCCAAACCUCGAGAAGUGUACCUCUGACGCAAUCGUUUUUCAAAAAAGUUUUUGUCCUUCUGCCCACAAACCCUGCAUAAUAUAAUGGAGAUCCCGACACUGAAAUCAUUUGUGCAUUUCUCUUUAAUUUAUUGAGAAAAGUUCAGUGAUCCCUCAGAGGUGAUUGGCGAGGGGAGAAAUCAAACUGAAAGAAUUUUGUGCUUUUGCAUCAGGGGUUCGGAGGGGGGGGGGAGCGACAACUUUCCCGACUGCGUGGGCUGCUGGUCCCUAAAAAUAGAGAAGGAAAGGGUGGGUAGUUUGUAAAAAAACUCACCAGUAUUUUUGGAAAUGACAUAGAAAUUGAUAACUGAUCAUCAGCUUUGAAUUCGAAGUUGAUCUCUACCAUUUCAUAGCAUUGAAUCAUUAACUUUUUCUACUGUUCUUUUCUCAUAUUUCUCCCUUUUUUAUGAAUGCGUUUUGUACGUACAGGGUAUUGCAUUCUCGUCUCAAGCAAUUGUAUAAUGCUGGAAAUUAUAUUUAUUGUGUAUGUAUGCAAAUUUUUUACUGUAAUAAAUUGAUUUCUUAUA